Messenger RNA from Myotis brandtii (Brandt's bat), 3156 nucleotides. It is a transcript of the gene FAM114A1, whose product is annotated as family with sequence similarity 114, member A1. The transcript has 13 exons. Lineage: Eukaryota; Metazoa; Chordata; Mammalia; Chiroptera; Vespertilionidae. The coding region runs from base 5 to 1690 and encodes 561 amino acids. The record is from RefSeq and is a predicted model, not a curated record.
UAAGAUGUCUGAUGAUGCUGGUGACACUGUAGCCCCUGGAGACAAAGCAGAAAUUACCGAGAUGCCCAAUAGUGAUUCUUUACCCAAAGAUGCAGAGGUGCACUGUGAUUCAGCUAUGAUUUCAAAUGAGCCAACGCUGGCUGACCCCAGAGGAGAUGCGCAUGAAAAUGCAGCGGUUCAGGUUGAGGAGAUUGCUGACACUGACCAGCCCAAAGACACCAGUGCCAUGGAUCCGCCCCCCAAUGGAGAAGUGACCGAGGAGGUGCUUGCCCAAUGCAUUGAUGCCAUCAGCCUUGAGGCAGAACUUGGACCUGAAAUACCCCUGAAAGAACAGAAUAAUCCGGCUGUGGAUUCCCCUCCACAAGGAGGCGGAUGGGCAGGCUGGGGAUCCUGGGGCAAAUCUCUGCUCUCAUCAGCAUCUGCCACAGUAGGUCACGGAUUGACGGCGGUCAAGGAAAAAGCAGGGGCCCUACGGAUUCAUAGUGUAAAUUCUGGCUCUUCCGAAGGGGCCCAACCUGACACCGAAAAUGGCGUCCCUCCAGCAGCAGAGGCGGCCCCAGAUCAGAGCCCUGAGGAAGGCCCACCCACUUCUCCGUCAUCGGGGUCCCGGGGCAUGCUGUCAGCCAUCACCAAUGUGGUUCAAAACACAGGUAAAAGCGUGUUAACAGGUGGGCUUGAUGCUCUGGAGUUCAUCGGCAAGAAAACCAUGAAUGUCCUCGCAGAAAGUGACCCAGGCUUUAAGCGGACCAAGACACUCAUGGAAAGAACCGUUUCGUUAUCCCAGAUGUUAAGGGAGGCCAAGGAGAAGGAGAAGCAGAGACUGGCGCAGCAGGUCACGGCCGAGAGGACUGCACACUACGGGAUGCUGUUUGAUGAGUACCAAGGUUUGUCACACCUGGAAGCUCUGGAAAUUCUAUCCAAUGAAAGUGAAAGCAAGGUUCAGUCAUUUUUAGCAUCAUUUGAUGGAGAGAAGCUGGAACUCUUAAAAAAUGACCUAAUUUCCAUUAAAGACAUCUUUGCAGCCAAAGAGUUAGAGAAUGAAGAGAAUCAGGAAGAACAAGUUCUAGGCUCGGAGGAAAAGGGAGAAGAAUUUGCGAGGAUGCUUACAGAGCUUCUCUUUGAAUUACAUGUUGCGGCCACGCCUGACAAACUCAAUAAGGCCAUGAAGAAAGCUCACGACUGGGUGGAAGAUGACCAAACCGUGGUGCCGGUAGACGUGGCAGAAGAGACAGAGGAGAACACUAAGAAGGAAGAAAAGGAAGAGAAACCUGAAAAUCCUGAAGAGGGUGAAAAGCAAGAAAGGAGAACUAAGACAGUUGAGGAAAUAUACAUGCUGUCCAUUGAAAGUCUGGCAGAAGUCACAGCACGCUGUAUCGAGCAGCUUCACAAAGUAGCAGAAUUAAUUCUUCAUGGACAAGAAGAGGAGAAAUCAGCUCAGGACCAAGCAAAAGUGCUGAUAAAAUUAACUACUGCAAUGUGCAAUGAAGUGGCCUCCUUAUCAAAGAAGUUUACAAAUUCCUUGACCACAGUUGGGAGCGACAAGAAGGCCGAGGUCCUUAACCCCAUGAUCAAUAGUGUAUUGUUAGAGGGCUGCAACAGCACGACAUACAUCCAGGAUGCCUUCCAGCUGCUGCUGCCCGUUCUGCAGGUUUCCCAUAUCCAGGCCAGCCCUUCAGAAGCACAGCCAUGACCGGACCAGACUCCAUCUGCUUAAAGGAAGCAGCAGGCCCCGUGGCUCUGAUAUAUUUAUCAUUGAAGGUGAUAUUUUCUAUGCAUCUGCCCAUAGACACCGAUUUGAGGACACUACAAGCAAGUUUGCACAGACAGUGUUGAGAAUGCAAGUUUAAAGAGUAUCCUGUCUCUUAAUGUAUAUGGUUGUUCUUACAAAUAAGAGUGUUUUCUUGAUGUUAAUUUAAACUUACUCAGCUUUGUAUUGGUCAUGUCCUUUCAUCUGAAAUUCAUUCACAAAUACUCAUUGCCAUUUUCCUGGUCAAGCAUCCCAUAUUUAGAAAUUCAUGGGCAGACCCUACAUGGUUUUUUUUGACUCUUUAAAUUUCCACCUUUAAAUUUUCCAUUCUUAUAGUAUUAGUUUAAAUCAGUUCUUAUACUGAACUUAAUUUUAUUACAUAAAUGUCAUGGACAAAGAUAACAUUACUUAUAUAUUUACCUGUAAUAUUUAAAGGGAAACAUAAGUAUCUCUUUAGAGCCACUCAUUCUCAAAACAAGCAUUUAUUGAGCUCCUACUGUAUGCUCACAACACGGGAACAUGAUCUCACCCCAAUAGAGAUAGAUUGAAAGAGGGUUUAUAAUCAUUCUUAAACUGCUUUAAAACACUAAUAAAUUUUCUAAACCUUAAAAUAUUUGACAGAACAAGGUAAAUUCAUAGUUUUUAAAAUGUUCUACCCUUCCAUUUAUUCUAUUUUUCUACCCUUUCUGCACUUUUUUAUCCCCAGACUUUGUACAUGGGUGAACAUAUACAUGAAAAGGGGUACUAUAGAGUAUUUGGUUUAAAACUGACUUCUUAUGACUAUAAAUACAUGAUAGCAUAAUUACAAAGCUUGGAAGUAUUCAAUUAGAAAACUAAAGGGAUUCCAGCACAGUAGACCCGUAGGACUGCAUUUUUAAAUCUACUACAGUGGCGUCAGGCUGUUUUAUGAAUACACAGAUCAUGUUCACCAGCAGCAAAUACUAUCAUUGCUUCUAAGGGGCAGGAAACCCUGAUGUGUGGGUUGACUAACUAGUAUAUUGAUCCACGAGAGACUGCACAGAAGACCCUUCAGCUGGGAGAGGCAUCUCCAAUGGGCAUUUCUUUUCCUAAACUCCAUAUGCUCAUUCCGGGUGGGGGUGCUAGUAGAAUGCUUCUGUUUUAGACAUCCUCACAGGCACUGUCACAAGAUGUCUUGCCCAGUGGUUCUCUCCAGGGCAGAUAGAGCCUAUAUUUUUGCAAGUGCGAAAAAUCCUUCCUUUGCAUUUGCUUGUGUUCCCCUGAUAGCCUAGACUGCCUUUGUUCCAUGCAGGCAUUGCAUUUGUCUAUGUUGUGUAUUUCAUUUGUGUAUCUGCUGAAACGGCCAAAUAGAAAACAUAAAAACAAUUUAUUUACAAUCUGGAAAAGAAAUUAUUCAAGGCAUCCAUUAAAGAUGGUGUUGUUGUUUUUUC